AGAAUUCAAGGGGCAACAAACACUUUAUGAAGAACAAAAUUUUCUUGUUCAUAUUCAUAUCUACUUACAAUUUCUUGUAUCUAUAAUCCAUCUAUCUUCAGAAAGUUAACAUCUUUAUCACUAUAUCCCCUUAAUUUGCAGAAUCAUUUAUCAUGUUAAAACACACACACAGUGAUGGUUUUUCUGGAGGUGAAGUCAACCAAUCCAAGGAACAAGACUUGGUUUCUGAUGAAGAUAAAGUCAACCCAGCUGGAAAAAUUGCAUCUUUUGAAAAGGGUAGUGAUUCAAAUUCCUUAAUUUUAAGUAAUUUUGAUGAUGGUAAAAAUCUUGAAAAGGGAAAGUUAGUUACUUUUGAUGAUGGUAAAAAUGUUGAAAAAGAUGGUAAAAAUUUAGAUGAAAAAAGAUUUGUUGUGGAAAGAGAUUUUAUGCAAUUAUCAGGAGGAUCAUCAAAAAGAGAGAUUGAAAAUGAUGAUGAAAUGAAUAGUAGUGAAAAAAGGCCUAAGUUAGAUAAUGAAACACAAACACUAGAUUUAUCUUUAUCUUUGCCUGAUGUUUCACUGUCUUUAUCGGCUUCGAAUGGGGCUCGGUUUCGAGAUAAUGAUGAUGGAAAUUCUCAUUCAGUUAGUUUAAAGCCUAGUAGGAGUUUAGGUAGAUCAAAUAGUAAUAACACACAAACUACUUUUUCCAAUGAUUUUUCUGGUGGUUCUAUGUCGUAUUCAUAUUCCCAUCAGUUUUCACAUAACCCUAGUUGCUCGAUGACCCGGAAUUCAACGGAGAAUCAUGAGAUUUGGAAUGCAGGGGAGGGAACUAAUGGGUCGGUUCAUAGCCGGUUUAGGCCUGUUGGUGAUAGUAGUGUUGCAUUGGUGCAAAGUGGUCGUGUGAAUUCGGAUAAUAGUUUGUCGUUUUUUCCAUCUGAGUUGGUGGCAAGGACAGGGAUGGAUGGUCAGUCAGGUGGUUCGGUUCAAAGACCACGGUUGUCAACUAGACCUGAUAAAAUUCUUCAAGAAGUUGCCUCGGAGUCUAUUACUAUCAUGGCUCAGAGAAUUGAAGAAGUUACCGACGAAACAAUUGUAUCCACCAAGGAGUACUUGAAGAAACUCAUAACAGUUCCUGCUCUGAAAGAUGAAUUGGUGAGACUGCAGCUUAGGCUAGAAAGACGAUUGGAUCUUACUAGUGAAAAUCUUUCAAAAGCUAAUAAAAACCAACUUGAGAUAUUAGUUUCUAUAAGAACAAGUCUAGAUAGUUUCUUAUCUGUCCAAAACCGCCUUCCAACGAAGGAAUUAGUCGAGAUUUUCUUAUAUGAGAGGUGUAAGAAUGUGACCUGCAAGAGAGUAUUACCUGUUGAAGACUGUGAAUGCAAGAUUUGUUCAACAACAAAAGGAUUUUGCAGUGGGUGUAUGUGCCCAGUGUGUCAAAACUUUGAUUGUGCAUACAAUACUUGCAGUUGGGUCGGGUGUGACGUGUGUUCUCAUUGGUGUCACGCGGUUUGUGGGCUCCAGAAGAAUUUAAUAAAACCUGGCAAGAGCUUGAAGGGACCGGCGGGGACGACUGAGAUUCAGUUUCAUUGUAUGAGUUGUGGGCAUGCUUCUGAGAUGUUUGGUUUUAUUAAGGAUGUUUUUAAGUCUUGUGCAGAUCAAUGGAGCUUAGAGACACUAAGGAAAGAGCUUGAUUGCGUUUGGAAAAUAUUUAGGGGGAGUUCGGAUUUUAAAGGAAAGGAGCUUCACUUAAAGGUUGGUGAGAUGAUAUCUAAACUUGAUAACAAAGUGAUGUCUCCUUCAGAUGUAUGCCUUUUCAUCCUUCAGUUUUUCAACUACACAGAUGGCAUAUCUGAAUUCCCCACGUCCGUUUUACAGUCAACUGUUGUUCCACUAUCAAGAGCUAAUCCCACACCAACAUCUUUUUACAACUCUGGAACAUUACCUCUUCAAAACGAUAUAAAACCUCCAAUGAUCAAUGAUAAUAGCUUGAAGAUCGAGGAUGAGUGGUCAGUAAAGUCAUCCAAAGUAGCUGGGUUUGACAGUGUGGAUAGUCUUGUGAGGAUAAAAGAGGCUGAAGCAAGUAUGUACCAAAACAAAGCCGAUGAAGCAAGAAAAGAAGCGGAUGGAUAUAAACAGAUGAUCAGGAUAAAUCUUGAGAAAUUAGAUGAAGAGUAUGCAACAAAGAUCGCCAAGUUAUGUCUGAGUGAGUCAGAGGAACGCAAGAAACAGAAAGUCGAGGAAUUUAAGGUUUUGGAAAAUGCUCAUAUCGAGUAUCACAAGAUGAAGAUGAGAAUGCAAUCAGAGAUUGCUGGUUUGCUACAGAGAAUGGAGAAUACUAAGAAACAGUGGGUUUAAUUAGUACUUUAUCGUAUGUUCGUUCAGAUAUGAAGAUUGAGUAGUGGUUUCUUUUUUCUAUUCUAGUUUCUUGCAUUCCCAGUUCAGUUUUUCUUACUUUUAACUUGUGAAAGCUUUUAUAAACAUUAUUCAUAGAUUGAGCAAGGUUUGUAUUGUUUUUUGACAUA
This is a messenger RNA of Erigeron canadensis, 2500 nucleotides long. Its product is annotated as protein OBERON 3-like. Gene Ontology annotation, cellular component: nucleus. The transcript has 2 exons. Lineage: Eukaryota; Viridiplantae; Streptophyta; Magnoliopsida; Asterales; Asteraceae. The coding region runs from base 153 to 2333 and encodes 726 amino acids. The record is from RefSeq and is a predicted model, not a curated record.